AUGACUGCUCUCAUGCAGAGCGGCGCGAUGGCGCAGUGUGGAGAUUAUGCCGCUGGUUGCGUGGACUCUGCCUUGUUGAUCCUCGUGAAGUAUGAGAAAAGUGUGAACCUCUCUCCCGGUCCUUUUGCGGUUCCGGAAGACAAGGCGGAGAGGAAGAACCAGGAGCGAAUUGCAAAACACUUCUACCACCGAGCCACGCUACACAACUUCCGCUUCGUACCUGCGCCAACCGCCAAACAGUGCGGAGUCUUGAAGAAGUGGAAGGACGCCCUGGAGCCGUUGCAAGCUGUAAAGGCCAGUAGCAGCAGUCCAAAGGCGAUGUCGUCAAAGGAAGGCCUGUGUGGAUUGUCAGAUGCGCUGCUCUGUAGCAUAGCCGGGCUUGUCUUUAACGACUGGGCGGACUUUGCACGCUUGGCUCCCUGCUGCCUUCGUUUACGAUCAAUUGCCUUGAAGGGAGAUUCUUGGAAGGUCGUGCCAGUCUUGGGCAGUGAAUUCUUCGGUUCUCGCGAGAAAGAUUUCUGGGCACACUUCGAUGUCGAUCGAGGGGUGCUUCGUGAUGGGGAUGCUUGUUUGAGUCGCAAGGUGGUGGGUUUGCUGUUGCUGGCUCUGCGGACUUUUUCCAAGAAGCCGCUUUACCUGUCUGGGCGAGACCUGUACCGCCCAGAAUAUGUUCGUCUGUGGUCUCUGGCGAUGAUCUUUGACCUGCCCGGUCUGAGACCGUGUUUUGAUUUCAAGCGAGAUAGCUGUGACCCCAGUGGCAUGAGAGCCAGGCGGGAAGACGUGGAACUCAUGAGUACCUCUCCAUACACCAAUGCCAUCACCCGGCAGCAUCUGAUGCCGCGUUCAAUGGGCUUUGGGUGGGAGAAGCGCUUCCACGGAAUAUAUGCAGAAGUAGAAGUCCAGCUUGAUCCCAAGGACUUGGAUGCCUACAAGAUCUUCAGCAUGGCUCUCGUAUCCGGAAAGAGUGGGGGAAUACCGGUCAGCAUCAUCAACACCCUUCACAUGGACCUCAUAGCCUGGAAGCUGAUGCUUGUGGGAGAGGGGCCCCUGCUGCAGGAGAACUCCCCAACCGAAGAGGGCCGCCCCAUGUUCGAACCAGGGGCAUACUUCCAGGUGAACGGGCUGUCUCCGCACCCAGCCGUCCGCCUCUCCUGGGAGCCGAAACAGCUGCGCAGUGGCGACCGCUUGGGCCUCAUGGCUCUGGAGCAGUGCGCGCGAGGAAAAGACACGCCAGUCCUGGUAUCAACAGGGCUUGCGCUCGUGCACAAUGGCAAGAUCGCUGCUGCCAAGUGGCUUCCACCACUGCUAGACCAGAGGGGGCAUGCACAUCCGUGCCUCAGCGUGGAUGCUUCAAAGUACGGCCCUGACGAUCCAGGCAUGUUGCUGUACUUGGAGCAUUACUUCGAAGCUAGAGGAGGAGGCGUUACUCUGCAUCUGCGUGCAGAGGCCCCGUCCCUGAAAUCUUUCCUGGAAAUAGCUGGCCCAGAGCCAAGCAGUUCCUGA
Messenger RNA from Symbiodinium pilosum, 1503 nucleotides. The record is from the annotation of a GenBank genome assembly. NCBI's taxonomy places the organism in Eukaryota, Dinophyceae, Suessiales, Symbiodiniaceae.